Molecule: messenger RNA, 903 nt
Organism: Nyctereutes procyonoides (raccoon dog)
Lineage: Eukaryota; Metazoa; Chordata; Mammalia; Carnivora; Canidae
Gene: ZAR1
Product: zygote arrest 1
Exons: 4
Coding region: 1-903 (300 amino acids)
Biological process (GO): translation
Cellular component (GO): cytoplasm
Molecular function (GO): mRNA base-pairing post-transcriptional repressor activity
Source: RefSeq, a predicted model, not a curated record
AUGGCGGGCUGCGGGUACCCGGCGUGCGCCCCCCGCGCGUCCCCGUCCCCGUCGCCGUCCUUCCCCGGCUGCGGGCAGCUCCCGGCCGCCGCGGGCCUCGACGGCUACCAGCGGGCGCAGCUCGUGGCCCUCCUGUCGCAGGUGAGCCCGCGGCCGCGCGGCGCCGGCAGCAGGGACGCGGCCGUGCAGGUGAACCCGCGCCGCGACGCGUCGGUGCAGUGCUCGCUCGGGCGGAGCCGCCUGCCGCGCGGGGCCCGCGACCCCGGUGUCCCGGCCGGGCCCGGCCUGGGGGGGGCGGGGGGCGCCUCGUCGUCCCCGCAGCCCGAGCAGGGCCGCCCCCCGAGCCGCCCCCCGCGGCCCCCGCGCACCGCCGCCGUGUACUCGUCCGUGGCCUCCCGCCGCCUGUCCACCUGCCCGCACCGGCCCGACGGCGCGGAGGACGAGGACGAGGAGGAGGAGGGGGGCUCGGCGAGGAAGGCGCCCCCGCGGCCCGGAGAGGAAGCCGGGGGAGGCCAGGCGGCCCCGGACGCCGAGGGCCCGAGGUCGUCGCCGCGGAGCCCCGAGCCCGCCACCGAGCGGCCGCGCUUCCAGUUCUUAGAGCAGAAGUACGGCUAUUACCACUGCAAGGACUGCAACAUCCGCUGGGAAAGUGCCUACGUGUGGUGCGUGCAGGGCACCAACAAGGUUUAUUUCAAGCAGUUCUGCAGAACUUGCCAGAAGUCUUAUAACCCUUACCGGGUGGAGGAUAUCACCUGCCAAAGCUGUAAACAGACUAGAUGCUCCUGCACAGUAAAACUCCGCCACGUUGACCCCAAAAGGCCCCAUCGUCAAGAUUUGUGUGGGAGAUGCAAAGGCAAACGCCUAUCCUGUGACAGCACUUUCAGCUUCAAAUAUAUCAUUUAA